AUGGGUUCAUGCUUCUCCUCAGACGUCAUUGCUUAUACUUCCGAUCCGUCUACGGCCAAAGUCAUCUCUGCUAUUGGCAAUCUCCGUGAGUAUCACCUACCCGUGACAGUAUCCCAAGUCCUCCAAAUCGAGACCCCUUCCUGCUUCCUCUCCAAUUCUGACUCUCUCUUAUUAGACGACUACAUUCCCGCUCUCGAUUUCUCUGAAGAACUUCAGGCAGGUCAGAUCUAUUUCGUCCUUCCCACCAGUCAUCUACAGUAUCGCCUUCCUGGUCCCUACAUGGCCGCCCUCGCUGUGAAAGCCAGUACGGCGAUCUCGCAGAGUUUGUGGAAGAACGUUCGACGGAAUAAGAAGAUACGGAUAUCUCCCGUUUUGGAUCCGGAACUCAAUAAUAAGAACCAGAGAUUGGGGAUUAAUGGUGGGUUUGAUAGAUAUUAUGAGCAUGAUGGGUUUAGGACUUCCAAUGAUAAUAAAUCAAGAAUCGGGGUUUCAAGAUCUGCUGAUAACAUUAGGAAAUUGCAGAGAAAUUCUUCCAGACGAACCAAGUUCGCUAUUUCAUCGUUUCAAAUGAGGUUGAGCACCAUUUACGAAGGAUCGGUGGUUGAUUAA
Molecule: messenger RNA, 609 nt
Organism: Macadamia integrifolia
Lineage: Eukaryota; Viridiplantae; Streptophyta; Magnoliopsida; Proteales; Proteaceae
Exons: 1
Coding region: 1-609 (202 amino acids)
Source: RefSeq, a predicted model, not a curated record